Salmo salar (Atlantic salmon) is the source of this 2011-nucleotide messenger RNA. The record is from RefSeq and is a predicted model, not a curated record. Lineage: Eukaryota; Metazoa; Chordata; Actinopteri; Salmoniformes; Salmonidae.
UACCUCUAUAACUCCUACCUGUUAGACAGACUGACUACAGUAUACUACCUCUAUAACUCCUACCUGUUAGACAUUAUACUGUCAGCAAAACAGAGAUAUUUAAAUUGCCCCCCCCUCCUUCUCCUCUCUCUCCCAGGAGAAGAAAUCAGUAGCGAAGUCUGUUUCCCUCAACACGGGUCUCUCCACGGCCAUGUCUCUGGGCCUGAGGACCAUCUCCCAUAGCGAGUCCUAUACCUGGGCCCAGAACAACAGCAGCAGCAGUAGUGGAGGAGGAGGAGGAGGAAGCCCCCCUGCUAAACCCUUCCUACCUCGGCAGAACUACGGAGGCAGUCUCAGUGCUCUCAACACACACACAGAAAACAACGCCGUGACCAAUAAGAUACAGUGUAUGACUCAGUUAUGUACACCUCCACGAAUCUCCCGGACCUUAUCGAUGGGAAGAAACCUGUCGUAUAUUGCCAACGAGAAGCGUCACAUAGAGUUGAUAGAGCUGGAGAACGAUGGCAAGGGGCUGGGCUUCGGCAUUGUAGGGGGUCGAUCCUCUGGAGUCCUGGUCAAAACCAUCCUACCAAGUGGACCUGCUGGACUGGACAAGCGUCUGCGUAGCGGGGACCACAUCCUGCGCAUCGGGGGACACAGACCUGGCGGGCAUGGGCAACGAGGAAGUGGCUCACGUUCUCCGCAACGCAGGCAACAACAGAGGGUGGCCAGGAUGGGCAACCAGCUGUGUGAUGUGGAGGAGGACUAUGAGUACAGUGUCCAGUUCUGUAAGAACAACAUGGGCCUGGGAUUCACUAUCACCAGCUCCAUGGGGGAGCAGAACUCUGGGGUGCAGGUGAAGAGCAUCGUGAAGGGCAGCGCUGUGGACCAAGCCAAUCAGAUACACAUCGGAGACAAGAUCUUAGCUGUGGAUGGUGUAAGCCUGCAGGGCUGCAGUGAGCAGAGAGCCCUGGAGGUCCUCAGGAAGACAGGCCAGAUAGUCAGACUGAGGCUGAUAAGAAGGGCCUCUAGGAUGGGUAAAACCAUGAAGUGUCCCCCUCCUCCCCUGGAGCCCUACGUCAUCACCCGUACAGAGACAGGGAAACACGACCAGACAGACCAGACUGGGGUCAUCAACAGAGGAAAACAAAUGUCUCUGUGUGAGAUGUCCAGAAGAGCCAGUAUGGUGUACUCUGAACAACGACUAGACGCCAGGACUGGAGUGAAGCUGACGGCAGCAGAGGAAGAGGAGUUGAAGAGCAGGUGGCAGGCUGCUCUGGGACCCAGAUAUCAAGUGGUUGUGUGUCAGCUAGAGAGGUUCAGUGAGACCAGUGGUCUGGGCAUCAGCAUGGAGGCCAGGGCAGGACACCACUACCUGUGCUCCGUCUUACCUGAGGGUCCCGUGGGACAGAGCAGGAAGAUACACACUGGAGACCAGAUACUGGAGGCGAAUGGUAUCCCUCUGAUAGGAGAGACUCACAGAGAGGUGAUCAGCAUUCUGAGAGAGCUGCCUCUGUGUGUUUGUAUGGUGUGCUGCCGCAUCGUACCCCCACAGCUACGGGACAGUGACCACGAUGAUGAUGAUGAAGAUGUACAGCUCCCCCUCAAAGAGCUACUGGCUGAGUUCAAUGGCAAGUCCCAGUAUGACCAGCCCUGCUGUCUACUUCCUGGUUGUAACAACAUGGAUUGUGGGAGUCGUGGUUUUAAUAAGCCUGUGUCUCCUCCUCUGGCCAUGUGGGAGAGAGACAGUCAGGUGAUAGAGCUGGUGAAGGGCGAAGAAGGCCUGGGAUUCAGCAUCCUAGACUACCAGGACCCAGAGGAUGACUCUAAGACUGUUCUGGUAAUCCGCUCCCUGGUCCCCGGUGGCGUGGCCGACUCAGAUGGACGCCUGCUGCCAGGUGACCGGCUCAUGUCCGUCAACGACGUGGACCUGGUCAGAUCAACGCUGGAGCGCGCCGUGCAUGUGCUCAAAACCACCGGCUACGGGGUCGUGCGCAUCGGUGUCGCCAAGCCGCUGCCGGUACGACAGUAA